ACCAAUUGGCAAUGGGGGAGUAGCCAACUCCUUAUAAAUCCAGUCCAUGGCCGAUAAAUCUACCAACAAUAUUGAGUUGAAGGUAUUGGUGGACAAGGGGAGUAACAAAGUUAUCUUCAUAGAGCCUGACAAUGAUUUUGUUGAUGUUCUCUUCAGUUUCAUGACAAUCCCCAUGGGAACAAUUAUCAGGCUUGCACGUAAACAUUCAGAUCCCAUGGUAAUAGGUUGCAUGAACAACUUAUAUGAAAGUGUUGAGAAUAUUGAUGAACAAGAAUUUAGGUUUCCUAAGUUUAAGGACAUGUUGUUGCGUCCCGCCAAUGCAGCUGAUUUUCUUUGCAAUUGCCUCAAAUUGAAACUUGACAAUGCUGAGCCAAGAAGUUACUUUAUGUGCUCCAAAUUAUGUAAGUUCUUAAGUUAUAACUAUGGUACCUACUGUCCUUGCUCGUAUUCAUCAACCACAUAUGGCCUUUCUUCAUCAACCAUGGUUGAGAAGAAGAGGCUUUCAGUUGCAAGUGUCUUUGUAAAAAGACGAACCGGGUUUAUAGUUGCUGAUGAUUUACAAGUGAUCCCCCCAAGUGCAUCAACCGAUUCUGUAUUAUUUACUAAGCUUGGUGUCGUGGAUGUGCAUGCUACUGAGGAGUUGGCUAUCAAUAUUGGAACUGCUGAGAUUUGUAAUUUGCUUUUAAGUUGCUUAGUGUCAAAAACACCUUUGACUGAAACCCUCUUGAAUCCUGAACAAGAACCAAAAUUGAGGAGUACAAUUCUUAACCAAGGAAUACUCAAUGAAUAUCAAAUGUCUGGAGAUUCAAUGGAUGAUGAAGAAGUAAAAAACAUGAAGGAUUGUUCCUUGAAAGGUUGCAUUAAUCACUUGUACAAAACUAUCCUGGAUUUGGAUGGUGUACAAAACCAUCAUAAUGCUUUGUUUAUAAACACCUUUACAAUUUACAAGAGUGUGGAUUUUUUAUGUGGGAUUUUCACAAAGGGCACCUCAAAAGAUAAACCUAUAGAGAAAUCCAUAUUUUUACUGUUGGUGAAAUGUGGAAAUAUAUUUAAAGAGUAUAACCGCGCGUCUAUACUCUAUAAAUAG
This is a messenger RNA of Prunus avium (sweet cherry), 1087 nucleotides long. The record is from RefSeq and is a predicted model, not a curated record. NCBI's taxonomy places the organism in Eukaryota, Viridiplantae, Streptophyta, Magnoliopsida, Rosales, Rosaceae.